AUGUUAUUGUUAGAGUUGCUUGAUUGGUUCUGCCGAAUUAAAAUUUCACUGUUACCUGUAGAUAGCCGGUUUGAAUGGAGUAGAUCACUGAACUUUCCAAAGAGGAACCAUACACAACGUAUCCCAUGACGGAAAGCGGCAUGUAGAGCAGGACGACUAAGAAAAAUCCGACAGCGACACUCUUGGUGAACUCGUGAGGGUUUUUCAUGUCGUGCUGAAUUGUGGGGAAGACAUAGUGACCAGAGAAGGCGAACAGGAAGAUACCCAGCGACAAAAUAAUAGAGCCAGACGUUUGCUCUGGGUAAGCCACUUCCGGGAAGCACGCUACGGAAUCGAUUCCUAUACCUAUAAGAAUUGACAGCACCGCAAUCACAGUAGUGGCCAUGGCGAUCACUACUACACCCCAAAAUUCACCAGGACUCCUCAAAAAUGUGA
This is a messenger RNA of Haemonchus placei, 435 nucleotides long. The record is from the annotation of a GenBank genome assembly. Lineage: Eukaryota; Metazoa; Nematoda; Chromadorea; Rhabditida; Trichostrongylidae.